AUGAACCAUUUGGUUGGACCACCUGAGGGGGAGGUAAGCGAAGAGCCAGCAAAUGGAGCAGUGAAUGAGUCAGUGGAGGCUGACCUGGAGCACUCAGAGGUGGAAGAGGAACAGCGGUAUGCAACUCGCUACCCAAGGCACACAAACAACAGCCAAGGGGGCCUGUCUGGGCAGGAGGAGGAAGGGAUGUUAGCUCGAUCAGCCAGCACUGAGAGUGGUUUCCACAAUCACACGGAUACUGCUGAAGGGGAUGUGAUAGCCGCAGUGGAGGACAGUUAUGACACAGAAAGAGUUCAGGAAAAUGAGGAUGAAAGUGCGUAUGCGGUGCAAUACAGGCCUGAGUCUGAGGAGUACACAGAGAAUGCCGAUGCUGAGCAUGGAGAGGCCAUUCAUAACCGAACAUUGCCCAAUCACUUGCAUUUCCAUUCCAUCGAACAUGAGGAAGCCAUGAAUGCAGCCUACUCGGGUUAUGUCUACACACAUCGACUUUUUCACCGAGGAGAAGAUGAACAAUAUGCUGAGCCUUACGCUGACUACGGACUGCAGGAGCACGUGUAUGAAGAGAUAGGAGAUACACCUGACCUCGAUGUUAGAGAGGGUAUCCAACAGUAUGAGCGGGAAAGGGAAGAAGCUGACAAUUACCGCAAGGAGGCACUUGGUGCCCGCCUUCACCAUUAUGAUGAGCGGUCUGAUGGAGAGUCUGACAGCCCUGAGAAGGAGGCCGAGUUCGCGCCCUACCCAAGAAUGGAUAGCUAUGAACAAGAGGAGGACAUUGAUCAGAUUGUAGCAGAAGUGAAGCAGAGCAUGAGCUCCCAGAGUUUAGACAAGGCAGCUGAAGAAAUGCCAGAGGCAGAGCAGAGUUUGGAGCAUGGUCAAGCUCUUGCUGGUGGUGGGCAUGAAAGUAAUGGCCAGCUCCUGGCUGGUUCUCGAGUUACACCCAGCUCAGGAGAAUCUGUACAGAGAUACAGCAAGGAAAAGAGAGAUGCAAUUUCGCUGGCCAUCAAGGAUAUUAAAGAGGCUAUUGAGGAAGUGAAGACAAGGACCAUCCGUUCUCCCUAUACCCCUGAUGAACCCAAGGAGCCUAUCUGGGUGAUGAGGCAAGACAUCAGUCCAACCAGGGACUCUGACGACCAGAGGCCACUAGAUGGAGAUGUGAACUGCCUGAAUGAGAUGGAGAAUUUCUGGAUGUACCAGGCUGAGUAUCGUAAGAAAAAUUCUCCAUCUCCAGAUUCCUCUUCACCUCGGGGUGCUGAGUCAUCGAGUAGGCAACAUCACCAGGAUGUCUGUGGUACAGCAGAGACCUCCACUAACAAAGAGUCCAGAAAAAGCUUGGCUUCAUUUCCAACCUAUGUUGAAG
Apaloderma vittatum (bar-tailed trogon) is the source of this 1357-nucleotide messenger RNA. RefSeq names its product amyloid beta A4 precursor protein-binding family A member 1-like. The transcript is spliced from 5 exons. Gene Ontology annotation, cellular component: dendritic spine; cytoplasm; plasma membrane. Gene Ontology annotation, molecular function: amyloid-beta binding. Gene Ontology annotation, biological process: chemical synaptic transmission. Lineage: Eukaryota; Metazoa; Chordata; Aves; Trogoniformes; Trogonidae. The annotation marks the transcript as partial. The record is from RefSeq and is a predicted model, not a curated record.